AUGGGAGAAGACCAUUGUUCCCAUAUUUUCAAACUCGCAGAAGGUGGCUUCAACAAAGUCUUCCUAUUUAGAACAAAUUCUGGUAAAGAAGUCAUAGCACGCAUUCCCACUCCCAUUGCCGGCCCACCCCACUACACCACCGCCAGCGAGGUUGCUACGAUGGCCUUCUUGCGAGAUAUUCUAGGAGUUCCGGUCCCAAGAGUACUGGCAUAUUCGGCAGAUUCGACCAAUCCAGUUGGAUCAGUAUAUAUAAUAAUGAAGCGGGUAAAAGGCGUGAGCGUUGCAUCAAGAUGGUUAUCUCUCACUACAGCGGAUGUGGCUAGUUUGAUGAAACAAAUAGCGGAAAUUGAAGCGAGGAUUUUUGCGUAUCCAUUCACAGGGUACGGAAGCUUAUAUCGCAAGAGAGAGCUGGAAGAGGAACUAAUCAUACCACUUUCGUUCUGGCAUGGUGAUCGAAGUAAUACCAAGAUUGAUCGCGGUCCUUGGCUCUCACCUGAAGGCUGCUUUACAUCUGCUGCUCGGCGAGAGACCACUUGCACACUGCAGUAUGCGAAGCCUCAACCUCGAAGAACCUUUCUCCUUCCUACCAGUUUCGAUAUCGACCCUUCGGAGCAUACCUCGCUUCUUUCAAAAUUCCUGCAACUUGCCACUUUUUUGAUACCAAAAGACACAGUUCAUAAUGCUCUCAUUCUACGACAUCCUCACUUGACUCUGAAUAAUAUAUUACUGGAGCCUGGCUCCGCAAAGAUUGCGAGCAUUAUAGACUGGCAAGAUAGCAUCAUCUUCCCACUGUUCUUGCAAGCAGGCUACCCAGCCUUUUGCGAGCAUGAUUCGUCGAAGGCUCAAACCUUACAGGCUCCAUUUCUCCCACAUAAAUUUUACGAUAUGAGCAGCGAGGAACAGAUGGAAGCAAAAGCUAAAUUUCGCUCCGAGGAAGCAAACCUCUACUACACGGCAGCUACUGGGUUGUAUAAUGGUAACCACUGGAGCGCCUUGAAGAUCCCGCACCUUAGCAUGCGACAAUAUAUACAUCAACAAACAGGAUACCUUUGGGAUGGAGAUGUCAUCAAUCUUCGUGCUACUCUUGUUGGUAUCACAACUCCGCAAGUUUGGGACGCGAUUACGUCAGAACGGUGUCCGGUGGUCUUUUCUGAUCAGGAACGGCACACAGCAAUGGAGGAAGCAAAUGAGAACGAUUUAGGUAUUGACCCCGAAGGUGGUACAGAACCCGCAAACUUUGAGGAGGAUGAGCGUGAUAUUUGCUGGCGGAACUGGCCUUUCAAAAUGAUACAGAUUUCCCCUCUUCGUCUUUAGUGUGAACUAUAUUUCAGUACGAAGGUAAAGUCGCCUCUUGGCUACCAUCUGUGUUUCAUUACGCAUUGCUUCAUUACGAAUGCUCCUGUCUAGUAAGGCAACGAGAGUGCACCCAUCGGGGUUGGUCAGAUUGGUCGUCGUGUCUGUGAAUCUAUGAACACAUGUCACAAUCAUGGGCCUGAAUUCUCUCGGCAGACUGCUGGAAUCCUCGUUAUUUGGUUCUGAUCCUUGUCACAAUUGACAAAGCAGACUCUAUAUUCAACGCCC
This is a messenger RNA of Aspergillus neoniger CBS 115656, 1581 nucleotides long. RefSeq names its product aminoglycoside phosphotransferase family protein. NCBI's taxonomy places the organism in Eukaryota, Fungi, Ascomycota, Eurotiomycetes, Eurotiales, Aspergillaceae. Gene Ontology annotation, cellular component: mitochondrion. The transcript has 4 exons. The record is from RefSeq and is a predicted model, not a curated record. The coding region runs from base 1 to 1314 and encodes 437 amino acids.